Molecule: messenger RNA, 213 nt
Organism: Tremella mesenterica DSM 1558
Lineage: Eukaryota; Fungi; Basidiomycota; Tremellomycetes; Tremellales; Tremellaceae
Exons: 3
Cellular component (GO): respiratory chain complex IV; mitochondrion
Source: RefSeq, a predicted model, not a curated record
GCAAGGUUUCCAAACCAGAAUCAGACUAAACAUUGGUGUCAAAAUUACGUCGAUUAUCACAAAUGCGUAAAUGCCAAGGGUGAAGAAUUCGCCCCUUGUCAGCAAUUCAAACGCGCUUUCCGGUCUUUGUGUCCUAGUGAAACUAAUGGUCAGGUGUCCUUAUGGGAUGAACAAGUCGAAGCUGGUAAAUUCCCCGCGUCUCUCAACCCCUAG